CUCAAUUCUAUUAUUGGUUCCUGUUGGGUAGCCCAUAUCAAUCAUACCACGCAGUUGGCCAGGACAGGUAGUUUGGAAAGGUCUAGAAAGAUAAAACUUCGUAAACUACAGCUUUGUGUACAGCAUAGACUAAGUUUUGGAACGGUCAGCUGUGAUAAUCUGCUGAGUCUGGUGGUGUCCAGCCGGUCAAGACUGACCCGUGGGCCCGUGUGUACCAGGCCUCCCAAGCAGGACCUUGACAGUGUGCUGGUGGUCACGUAAGCAGGCACACGCCCGAUUAUUAUGAUUCCACUGUUACCAAAAAAGUUCACAACCAUUCUGACGGCAUCUCCACUUCUUGCACCAACCAAAACCUGUCCGAUGUCUCUGAUCGCAGACCCCAACAGUAAAUACCAGUGGCGUACCAGUCGUGAAUUUCUGUACUCUUCGUGUCAGAAAAACGACGCAGAUUUUCAGUCUUGAACCUUUAUUAUUUAUCGUGGGUAAAAAUCUACUUGUUCAAAACCAGACGACCGGAAAGACAACAAAAUGUCUUCUGUGUCGAGUUCGUCUGAUAUGGACGAAGAUUGGAUGCAUAUGUUGCCUCUGACGGAGAUAGAGGUUGUAGAAGAGGAGGAAACGUCGUCAGACUCAGCGGAGGAAGUCCCACGUUCAGUGUCAAAACAGAGGCGAGUAUCGUUUGCAUCCAUCCGCCGACAGCGUACACUGGGCACUCUCUCGUCCCUGAGACCAGCCUCCGAGCCCAUCGCCAUACCCGAACGCGAAAAAGUUCCCAAACAGAGUGAGGAACCGGUCUCUAUUCCCGUGAGAAACUGGCGGAUCGCCAUCAGGAAGGCUCGGGAGUUCGUGAGGAACACUCCCGAUGCCUGGCAGGAGUUCGGAUUGGAGAAGCACGAGACGGAAAAGGCCACUAGACAUCGGUACAACGCCCUGAGAAAGUCAUGGUUGGAGGACACGGUUCUGGUCAAGAUGGAGGACGAGCCAUUCGACCAUGGAGCCAUGAGAGAAUGUUUUCGCUUGAAGAAGCUGUCCAACUUCUCCAGGUCCUUAGACUGGAACCGUGCGUCGAACUACGUGGCCAAACGGUACAUUGAGAAGGUGGAGAGGGAUGUGUACUUUGAGGACGUUAAACUCCAGAUGGACGCCAAGCUGUGGGGAGAGGAGUUCAACCGACAUGACCCUCCGAAGAAGGUGGAUAUUAUGCAGGUUGUUAUUCUGGAGUUUAAGGACCGACCUGGCUCUCCUCUGUACCACCUGGAGCACUUCAUCGAGGGGAAGUACAUCAAGUACAACUCUAACUCUGGCUUUGUAGAGGACGAGGCACUCAGGUGCACCCCACAGGCAUUUAGUCACUUCACGUUCGAGCGCUCGUCCCACAACAUCAUCGUGGUAGACAUCCAGGGGGUGGGGGACCUGUGGACCGACCCCCAGAUCCACACCAAGGAGGGGACGGACUAUGGGGACGGGAACCUGGGUACCAAGGGCAUGGCGCUGUACUUCCACUCCCACUCCUGUAACAGGAUCUGUAAGGCCCUGAACCUCACCGCCUUCGACCUGUCCAACAGUGAGAUCGCUAACCUGGAGAGGGCACAGGUUAUACAGACAUCAUCAAAAACGAUCUUGCGUGGAUCGGAGGAAAUCGUGAUCGACCCAAGGCUGAAGAAUACAGGCGACAUCACACUGUUUCUUCGCCAGCGCUCCGAGAGUCCUCGCAACUCCCCGCGUGUGUCGGAAUCAGAGGAUGUCCACAUGAUGUCAUCCUCUGUUUCCCCGCCGUACUCCCCUGUGAAUUUCUUGGAUGACGACCCGUUUCCACCGAGUCUGCGCCGCCUUCGAUCAGACUCUGAAAACAGCUCUAUCACUCGGGGCCGUGUACGAUAUGACAGUGAAAUGAGUGAUUGUUUUGAUGACACCAUGUCACCAGAGGAGGAAGCGGAGCACGAGGAAUUUGCCCGCCGCCAAGUGAGCCGACCAUCCUGCGUGAAUCUGGAGGUCAAUUUCCGCAGGAUGUCCUUGAUUCAAGGUCAGCUCACUGGAGGUUCUAUCCUGGGAGAGAGGAACCCUCGUGUUUGCACGGAGGGGUCAAUACUAGGACGGGUGCAUCUGGAGAUGGCAAAAUACCAUGAGAACGGUAGGUUUGCCCCACAACAAGGACUGAACAUGCUGCAUGAGGAGGAGGUGGACUGGGACUCGGCCAUCUUCCAUCUGGAGAAGGCUGCUGUGUGUGGAGUUCUGGAGGCCAUCGUGGCUCUGGCCAGGAUGUUCCUGCAGUUGCCUCAUGAUGUGCUAGAGGGGGCUCAUGUUGAGAACACAGAAGAAAACACCAACCGAGGUGUAGACUACAUGCGGAUGGCAGCGGUUGCAGGGGAUCGCGGUGCCAUGAUCUACUUGGCAAAUGCCUACCAUACCGGCUCGGGCCUUGGAACUGAAAGAGAUAUAGACUGGGUAGAAGCCACCCGCUGGUACGACCAGGCUGUUAACCAGUCAGGUGAGGAUGAGGAGGGUUGUUAUGAUGCCACCAUGGAGGAACCAGCCUAUUUACUGAUGGCCAAAGAAGCUGAGCUGUACAGGGAGGGUGGGCAUGGGCUGGAGAAGGACCCUGAAAGAGCUGCGGAGCUGUACAAUGAUGCUGCAGAGCAGGCCAUGGCUGCCAUGAAGGGUCGCCUGGCCAGCAAGUACUUCAUGUUUGCAGAGGAGUGUUGGGGAGAGAUGGAGGAAUGAGACAUGUACAGGGAACAAACAUCAUGCUACGGUCAAGUUUCCCAGCCGGGCUGUUAGCGGAAAUGAAAAAUCAAAAUUCAUAUCAAUGAGUAUGGCCAAUUUUGCUUUUGAAUUAUUUUGGGAACAUUUUGUGCCUUUGUUGUUGUUCCCCAAAACUGCCCGGCUGGGCCCCGGAUGAGAAAUGUGACCUUACUAUAGCAUCAAACAUAUAGCUACUUGAAACAUUUUCUUUUGUUCUGAGUACCAUGGUUUCUAUCACUUGUUAGUUGAUUAUUCCUUUUUCAUGUUUUGGAAAGGUGCCUGAGUGUGGUUCUAGCUGCAAGCAGCUAAAUGUUUAAGGAAAAUACCAACCAUGACUUUUCAUUGUACUGUCAUUUUUUAUUUUUCAAGAAGGGCACAGAGAAUGUCUUUUUUGUCAGGUUUUUGAGUGAUGGAUACUUUUCCUUUCACAUUUCAGAUAAAGAUUACAGCAUUGCCUCUUUAGCCCAGUUCUUCUUUUACUUUCCAUGAAUGUACAGAAAGUUGUACAUAAAGAGUGAAGCUUUGUAAUAUACAUGGUUAUGUUAUCGUAAAAUUAGAAAACACAAAAAGAAAUCCUGUAUGGAAGCA
This is a messenger RNA of Branchiostoma floridae (Florida lancelet), 3330 nucleotides long. RefSeq names its product eukaryotic elongation factor 2 kinase-like. The coding region runs from base 529 to 2721 and encodes 730 amino acids. Lineage: Eukaryota; Metazoa; Chordata; Leptocardii; Amphioxiformes; Branchiostomatidae. The record is from RefSeq and is a predicted model, not a curated record. Gene Ontology annotation, molecular function: calmodulin binding; ATP binding; calcium ion binding. The transcript is spliced from 13 exons. Gene Ontology annotation, biological process: protein phosphorylation.